Messenger RNA from Fopius arisanus, 6147 nucleotides. It is a transcript of the gene olf413, whose product is annotated as DBH like monooxygenase olf413. NCBI's taxonomy places the organism in Eukaryota, Metazoa, Arthropoda, Insecta, Hymenoptera, Braconidae. Gene Ontology annotation, biological process: dopamine catabolic process; norepinephrine biosynthetic process; octopamine biosynthetic process. The record is from RefSeq and is a predicted model, not a curated record. The coding region runs from base 601 to 2583 and encodes 660 amino acids. The transcript is spliced from 9 exons. Gene Ontology annotation, cellular component: secretory granule membrane. Gene Ontology annotation, molecular function: dopamine beta-monooxygenase activity; copper ion binding.
UCGCGUCGGGCUGUUUCAGUUUUCAGGCGAGUGCCGUACCGCGCGGAUGCUUCGUCGAUCUUAAACAAUAUCAACGUGCAACUAUUUUUGUUUAUGAAAUAAACGUCUUAGCGUCAGUUUAACCCGAACAUUUCUCCCGGUUACAGUGAAAUAGAGAAGUUUGAUUCGACACCUUUUGGAGGAUUUCUAGUAUCUUUUUUUUUCUCUCUCGAGAAACUCUGUCCUAGUUUUCGGCAAGCUUUCCGGGUGUUUCGAGGGACUGCACAUUUUUACUGUCGCGAGAGUCGAUACGGGAGGGGUCUCUCGCCUCUGGAAAAUUUAUCGUUGGAUUUAUCUGGGAGAGUAACCGUGUGGAUAUUUUUGGGGGAUUUUUUUCGAGUGACCUCAAUUCGUAAGGUGAUAAGUGACAGUGACAGUGGAUUGAUUCAGUGAAUGUGGUUUUAGUUUUAUGGUUUUAUGUUGAUAACUGGUGGAUGGUAUACGGAUUAUUUUAGUGGCGAUUUCGAUCGAAACGUUGGACUUCUUCUGCUGGAUCGUCUGGAGAAUUGAAGCUUUCUUCCAAGUGAUGCUGAGUGUGUAACAUAAAAGCCAACGAGCAAAAUGAAUGCCUUUGUGGGAUACCGUCUCAUUUUGGCCCUUCUACCUCUUGUGAACGUUGUCACGUCCCUCGAGUGGAAGAAUAGCGCUGUGUUGGACAACAACUUCCUGGUACUCUGGACACCAGGAGACAGAGACAUUGUAUUCGAGGUGCAAGUUAAGACCCAGGGGUACGUGGGUCUUGGCUUCACGAGGGACGACAGGCAUGUCGGUGCUGACAUGGUCAUCGGUUGGGUGGAUAACAACGGCCAGGUUCAUCUUCAGGACCGACACGUGAAGGACUCGAACAAAGAUCCCCAGAUGGACUCGAGUCAGGACUACUACCUGCUGUUGGGAUACGAGAACAAGACUCAUACUGUUCUGCGAUUCACUCGUUCUUACGACACGUGCGACCCACGGGAUCUCAAGAUCACUAAUGAUACGAUGCAGGUGGUCUGGCAGUACCACGUGGAGGAGCCAGUGUCAGCUGCUGGUGUAUUGCCACCUCAUGGGGCAGUUCGUGGCUCUCGUCCACUGUACCUCGUUCAAAGGGACUCACCCCCAAAACGCACUUCACGAAAUCAAGAGGUACCCGCAGUUAAAACGUGGGACGUGUUAAAUCAACAGGUCAAAUUACCGAUGGAACAGGACACUCUGCUGUGGUGCCGAGUCGUUGAGAUGCCUCAGUUGGAUCGCAAACACCACGUCAUAAAGUAUGAGCCAGUUAUCCAACCGGGUAAUCAGCAGUACCUGCAUCACAUGACGCUGUACGAGUGUCGCGGUAAGGAGUACGACUUGGAGGAGGCAGCCGCAUCAAAUGGCACAGUGUGCUAUCAGCCAGACCAUCCAUCACUGCUCUGCACCUCGAUAGCAGCGACCUGGAACCUUGGAUCUGAGGGCUUCAAUUAUCCACCAGAAGCUGGAUACGCCCUUGAUCCAGACUCUGGGCCCCGCUAUUACAUGCUGGAGACGCACUACACGAAUCCCUUGCUGGACAACUUUAUAACUGACAGUUCAGGAUUGAGACUGGUGUACACCAAUCAACUUCGUACUCACGACGCUGGUAUUCUCAGUGUUGGCAUCGAUCCUAACUGGCGUCACAUAAUACCACCAGGACAGCGGGAGGUUGUCUCAGAGGGUCACUGUGUAACAGACUGCACUGGUCAGACGAUCCCUGAGAGCGGGGUCAAUAUGUUUGCCGUUAUAAUGCACACACAUCAGCUCGGUAGAAAGGUCAGGCUCAGGCAAAUACGAGCCGGUGAGGAACUUCCACCGAUUGCAUCCGAUACCAAUUAUGAUCCGAAUUAUCAGGAGUACAGGAGAUUGCAGCGACCCGCUAAAGUUUAUCCGGGAGAUCAUCUAGUGGCUGAAUGUACAUACUCAUCCGAGAGUAGACAGACAAUCACUCUGGGUGGUCUAACAACACGUGAGGAAUCCUGUCUGGUAUCAGCACUGUAUUAUCCACGGAUCGAGCUAUCGCUAUGCUACUCACUACCCUCAUUACCAACAGUCCUCCAGAGCCUGGGAAUUCAGAAGCUCAAGCAGGGAGCAACUCCGGUUAUAAUAGAAGCACCGGCGGAUCUAGCUGGGAUGACCCUAGAAGAGCGAUUGAUGCGUUACAACUGGGAGACGAGUUUCCAAAGUUUUCAAGAGGCAACUCAUCGUGGUACGUUUAAGCCACUCUGUUGGAAUCGAAAAGGUGAACUUCUCCCUAAUACCGAUGUACAGGAAGCUCAUUAUCCACGUAUAUUGCGCCCGUACAAGGAAACAAUGAUGCCAUGUGCUAAAAAAACACCGCGAAAUAAGUUAUCGCGUUUGUUCGGUGAGGAUGGUGAUCUUCCUGCACCAGUUGAUCCAGACAGUGAUGAGGCUAAUGCCGUUGAGAGGGGCCAAUUGGUACGUAGCAAAGUGUCACGUAGUAGUGAGGGUCCCGUUGCCGGAAGUUCCGGUGUUACGAGAGCGCCAGUUGUUCUUGUACUCGCUAUCAUUGUCGCAGCAUUCAGAUGAACAUUAUAAAUGUGUUCGUGAGGGAAGUGACUGUUGAGUGCACAAAACACUGUGUUGUCUGGUGUUGCGAUAUAAUAUGGAGGGAAAGGGAUGGAAAAUUGCGGAAAAAAAAACAAAAAAAAUAUAUGAAUUGUGUGACAAAUUUCCUCCACGCGGGCUCAUGUGCAAUCUAUCACGCUAAUUUAAAUGCGUACAUCCUAAAUAAUGAGAUCGUGGCUGAAAACAAGUGGUGUAAGUUGUGAAUAUGUUAUGACGUAUUUAACACGUACGCUUUAUAUUUCUUGGCCGCUCUCAUUCGACGUUUACAGUCCGUCGGGAAUACGGGGACGUUGAAUAUCUCUCGAUUUGAAUAUUUUAUUUUGCGCCAAUGCAGAUGACUAUUUAAUUUGAAAUUUCUUGUUGAGACUUUCAUCCACUUUUUCAAGUGGAGGAGUAUUAUACGAUUUAUCGGUAAGUUACCUUGUUGCAAGGUAGAAUUUUUAUAGCUUCGACGGUAAUUUUGAGAAUGAUUGAGUGUGGAGUGGAGGUAAAUGUUGGCUGUUUAUGCGCGGUCAGGGAUUCGGCGGGGCCGAUGGUUAAUGCAAAUGGUGAAUAUCUCACGUGAAAAAUAUUAGAGGGUAUUUAUAUUAAAUAGUAAAUCACUAUCACGUUUUAGCUGUUCGUUUUUCGUGGUUUAAAUACACGCAAGCACAGCUCGGCCAUUUCUAUUGCUUUUAAAUGGCCGGUAUCGCGCUGACUCGGCGAGACAAGUUUAUAACACGGGUUUUUCAAAACGAUAUCGUCCCUUGCACGGCUCCCUGCGCAAAUUUUGUAUAUUUUGUUAAUUAGAUUAUUAUCGAUAUCGUGUUUUUUUUUUGAGAGGUAUGCACAAGUAUGGGUCGAUUUGUGGGAUUUAUUGGACGGAUAAUGGGGUGGAUUAUCACUGUCGAUUACUCGUUUUGUUCCAAAAAACAUCAAUGGGAUUCCCCCUUUUAUCUGGGUACCGUAACUUGACCCACACUUGUACCACCAUUUUUGUAACAUUUUGUACAGCUUAUUCUAUAUGAAAUUAUAUAAUUAUUUCUGGUUAUACCAGUGACGAGUGGGGAUAUGAAUGGCGUGAACAAUUAUUUAUUUUUUUAUUUGAUGAUUCUUGUGUAGAGUCAUUCCUUUGGGCGUUAAAUUAUUAUUUUCAAUUAUCAGUUUCACUUGGUUAUUCGAGUUAAACUCGUCCAUAUUACUCUGUUAUCCUCCAUCGACAGACAAAUUAAAUAUCUAUUCGCAUCUGUACACACAGAUAAAAGCACAAUUUGUGGAUGAAUCCCUUCGCGCACAAUAUUUCGUGGCUGAAUUAUUCCUGAAAAUCGAUUUCUCUUUAGCGAAUCCCCCAGCGCAACUAGAUUUACCUUUAUUUUUCCUUAUUCAGUUUUUUACGUUCAAGUACUCCCUGUUUAACCAAAGGCUUUGCGCCUGUAGUAAUGAGCUUUUAACGAUUUGGACGACAAGAACGGAAAUAACAGUGAAUAAAAAAAAACGAGAAAAACACAAAGAGAAUAAAAUGGCCAGCGAGUAUUCUAGUCUGGCAGAUGUAAUUUUUUUUUUCUUUCAUUUUCUUAGCAUCCACCAACUUUUUCAACGUUAGGACCAGCCAAAACAACACGGAUACAUUAACAUUGUCAAAAUGAUAAUUCACAUCUGCGAUUUCACUACUGAAUUCUAUACCUGAAACUAUGACAAAUUAAUUUAUCUCGAUGAAAAAAAAAAUGGAAUGAAAGAAAUUUGAGAGAAAAACAUAACGAUUUCUGUAGUCGAUAAUUCAAUAUAACUAAAGAAUCCAGUAGAACAUAUUUUACAAUUUAAUACGAUUAUUCGUAAAUGUCAUAGGGAUCUGUGUGUGUAGUGCCGUAGGGCAGCCAACUUAUCUAACGAAAAAAUAAAAAUAAAUUAACAAAAAAUACAAAAAAAUCAUUAAGAGUAAAAGAAUAAUAUAAAUUGAUUACGAGAUUUUAUUGGGAAAUCGUUUGUCGUCGAUAUCGCUGUGGGAAAAAAAAACCGUCAAUACUGCCGAUAUGGCUUCAGAAAAUUCAACAAUUCAAUCGACUACUGACGACUGGUCGCGAAUACUCUGGGCAUCGAAUUUAAUCCAGCAAUCAUGGGGGGGAUAGAGGGAAGUGAAUUGGUAUGUGGGUGCGAGACAAAUCGCAUCAAAAGCUGACAGUACUGCGUGUAAUAUAAUUAUCAACUCGUUGUUAUCGUCCUGAACCCGCACGGAUUUCCGAUUUCCCGUGUGCACGGGCCGAAAACACGCAGCAGCAGGAGGGGGUGUUGUAGUGAGGAUUGAAAGUUCCAGGUUUUGGGGGGAGAGAGUUGGACAGUUAAUAGCGAUUCGUUUUGGCGUAACUAGCAAUCGAUUUGACCAACGCAAAACUCAAUUAUAGCCGCUGUACGUUCAAUUCUGGUAUUUGUAACAUUUAUGAUUUUCCAAAAAAAAAAGAACACAGAAUGAUGAGUCGCGUAAAACACGAGGGAUUAUUUAACCACAGGAUAUAGUCAUAAUCCUAGGACAUAGAUUUUUUUUUUUUGUGAAAAAACUGAGAGAUGCGAGGAUUAUAGUUGAUAAUGAACAGAUAUCGAUGCAUUUGCGACGAAAGCCGAUUGAAAUCGACGUGAGGUGGAAUGCCCUUAUUGCGAGGCUAGGAAGGGAUUAUUUUGAGUAAAAAAAAUUAAAAUGUGAAACUGCCGGUGAUAUGUAUCAGAACAAUCAGCAAAAUAUGAGGCGCGUUAUUCUCGCGAAAUAUUAAAUGGAAAAUAAAAUGAUGUUAGGUAGAUUUGAGAGGAAUUUCAGAGUGGAAAAUAUCACGGAUUUAUAUUUGACGAUCUUGCAUCAUGUGUAUGUUAGUUAUUCUCAAACAAUGAGUGUAAAUCGUAGUUUAACCACAAUAUCAAUCCACUUGACCCGGUAACUGAUAGAGAAAAAAAUCCCUAUAAAUAAAGCUUUUUUUUUCGAGGACUGCCAUUGACUGGUGGUUGACUGUUGGUUUUCAAGUACCAUCGAUAUUUUCCAGGAAUGAAAACAGUGUAUUGAGAGGAAAUAAACUCGUCGAUUGGUAUUGUGGUUACUCUACGUAAAUAACGAAAAAAAAAAUAUAUAUAUAUAUAUGAAAAGCCACUGACUUUGUAUGUACUGUAUGUAGAGGAUUCAAGGAACAUUGGAUGCAAACGUCUCUCACUCGAAUGCGGGAGAAUGAGUAGAAUGUGUGUACAUAGAGAGAAAAUAAUAAUAAUGAGAAAUUGUAUAUAGCUUUAAUAUUAUGUAGAAUCCAUCGUCAGAGACAAUGGCAGGCUUUUGAAUACCUAUUAAUUUAAGUAGAUAGGUAUUUUGAAGGAUAAAAGCGAGUUAACAUGAUGAAAUAUGUGAAGAUGUGUCGUUUAGGCGUUAUUCAUUUACAUGUAUUGUCCGCCGCCCUCGAGUCCUUAUGACAGCUCUUCGAAAUCUUCGUACUACCUGCCCACGCCAUAUUCAACGAUGAAAAUGAAAGAUUAUGAAAAACUGGAGAAUAACCCAACGCUACACUAUCAACUACA